Messenger RNA from Penicillium alfredii, 1680 nucleotides. RefSeq names its product acyl--CoA ligase. The record is from RefSeq and is a predicted model, not a curated record. Gene Ontology annotation, molecular function: CoA-ligase activity. Lineage: Eukaryota; Fungi; Ascomycota; Eurotiomycetes; Eurotiales; Aspergillaceae. Gene Ontology annotation, biological process: secondary metabolic process. Bases 1 to 1680 code for a protein of 559 amino acids. The transcript has 4 exons.
AUGCCAUAUAAGUCGCGCUGGACAAUUGAUGUCCCCAACACCCACCUGGCAUCGAUCUUGCUUACCUCGCCCACAGCGCCGCUGUCCAAGACACACCGAUGUUUUUCCGAGGCCGCACGCCCGGACACGCAUUACUUCAGCACGCAUGACUUCCGGCUCUGGAGCCAGCGGUUCGCAGCGGGCCUGCGCAAGUCAGGCCUGUUAACGGGCGACCGGGUGCUGCUGUUCUCGGGCAAUGACCUGUUCUUCCCGGUCGUCUUCAUGGGAGUCAUCAUGGCGGGGGGUAUAUUCACGGGGGCCAACCCUACCUUUGUGGCGCGGGAGUUGGCGUACCAGCUGCAAGACAGCGGAGCAACGUAUCUUAUCUGCGCAGCCUCGAGCCUAGACACGGGCAUCGAGGCGGCAAAGCUGGCAGGCCUAGGCCGUGAGCGCGUCUAUGUGUUCGACAACGCGCUCUACGACGGCGGCGGGCGCGGCCAGCAGGGCUGUCCGUACUGGGGCGAGCUGGUGGCAUCGCCGGCAGAAGGGAGCUGGUUUGCAUGGGAUGAGCUGGCGACACCAGCGCAAGCGGACCGCACGCUGGCGCUCAACUACUCCAGCGGCACGACGGGGCGGCCCAAGGGCGUCGAGAUCUCGCACAAGAAUUAUGUCGCCAACAUGCUGCAGCUGGACCAUCUGGCAGCUUUGCACCCGGAAUACGAGACCCGUCGCCAACGCAGCCGCUGGCUCUGUUUUCUGCCCAUGUACCAUGCUAUGGCCCAGAACAUCUAUAUUGCGUCCGCCUUGUCCCGGAAUAUCCCUGUCUAUAUCAUGCCCAAAUUCGACUUUCUGCAGAUGCUCGAGUAUACCCAGCGAUUCCGCAUCACACACCACUUCCUCGUGCCGCCCAUCGUGGUCUUGUUGGCUAAGCAUCCGGCUGUCAAGAACUAUGACCUGAGCAGUCUCGAGGUCUUGACGAGCGGUGCGGCACCGCUGGGUCGCGAGGUAUGCGACGAGGUCGAGAAGCUGUGGCCCCCAGGGAAAAUCAAUGUCAAGCAGGGAUGGGGCAUGACCGAGGCUACCUGCUCCAUCCUCGGCUGGGAUCCCAUGCAGACCAGUACAUCGGCCUCGGUCGGCGAGCCCAAUGCCAACUGCGAGGCCAAGAUCAUGGCCGACGAUGGUUUCACGGAACUAGUGGAGCCGAACCAGCGCGGUGAGCUGUGGGUGCGCUCCCAGAAUAUCAUGAAGGGCUACUGGCGGAACCCCGAGGCCACGCAUCAGACCAAGACUGCUGAUGGAUGGCUGCGGACGGGCGAUAUUGCCUAUGUCGAUGACCAGGGCAAGUUCCACGUUGUGGAUCGCAUGAAGGAGUUGAUCAAGGUCAAAGGCAACCAGGUGGCCCCGGCAGAGCUGGAGGCUCUGCUGCUGGAGCAUCCAGCUGUGGCCGACGCUGCCGUCAUUGGGGCGGCCAUCAACCACGACGAGCGCCCGCGCGCAUACAUCGUCCUCAAGCCUGGACAGACCGCCACGCCGGCCGAUAUCACCCAGUUCGUUGAUGGCAAAGUGACGGCGUUCAAGCGGAUUACCGGCGGCGUGGUAUUCCUCGAUGCGAUCCCGAAGAACCCCUCGGGGAAGAUCCUACGCAAGGUUCUGCGCGAGCAGUCUCAGCGGGAGCUGCAGGGUAACACGGCCAAGCUCUAG